Messenger RNA from Sodiomyces alkalinus F11, 4037 nucleotides. RefSeq lists its product as hypothetical. Gene Ontology annotation, biological process: regulation of gene expression; replication-born double-strand break repair via sister chromatid exchange; establishment of mitotic sister chromatid cohesion. Lineage: Eukaryota; Fungi; Ascomycota; Sordariomycetes; Glomerellales; Plectosphaerellaceae. Gene Ontology annotation, cellular component: Scc2-Scc4 cohesin loading complex. Bases 308 to 3697 code for a protein of 1129 amino acids. Gene Ontology annotation, molecular function: chromatin binding. The transcript has a single exon. The record is from RefSeq and is a predicted model, not a curated record.
CUUUGGUAAAGUUUGGCCAGCCACAACCUGGAAGGUCCGUCCUUCCGCCUUUCUGUCUUUCUGUCUUUCUUCAUCUUUCUUCACCGUCACCUGUUCGUCCACUUCACCUUGCAUUUGCAUUUGCAUCCCCCACCUCGCAUUCACUCUAAACCAACCGUUGCGUCUUUUCCCGGGUUGCCGCCGUCCUCCUCGUUGCUGCGGACAACCGCCGCCUGCAGCGACAUCAACAACAUCACUCGGGUAACACGACAUAACACGACACAUCACACGUCAACAGCCCAGUCCACGACCACGACCGCGACUUCCAAUGCCCCAACCAAAAUCAGAUGACCACGACUUCGAGAUUCACGUCGACCCUUCAUGCCUAAGUGCUCCCAUUGACGACGAAACUACCGCUGCUACGAACAUGUCCGAGAACGAAGACCCCAAUAAUCAAGCUACAUCGGGGUUCGAGAAGACGACAGUCGACGUCGGUGGAGAUGAAACAAUGAAGGAGGACGAGAAAGAACAAAAUCCAGAACCAGAUACCCAGACGGAUGACACCUCGAGACCGUCAUCCUCUUCUCGUCGUGUCGUCUCCGGCCGUACCGACGCUCUCAUCCAAGCUGCCGCCCGGGCCGUGGUCGACCAGAUCGAGCGCCAACGCGAUACGGAUUACAACAGCUGCAGUCAAAGCGGUGACGGCGACUCCAUUGUUUCCUCCGCCAUCGGCGUGGGUACCGAGCUCAGCUAUACCACCGGCGGCGCUGCUAGCGACCCGAACCCCGACCGUCGAGAUCGGGACUCGUAUGCCUCGCAGUCCCAGGACGGCAGCGUACGUGUCAACCGCAGCAGGCCACGCUCCGUCAUCUCUUCGGCCGCCAGUGCUGCAGCUCACGAGGAAGACCGCGGCGGAGACAGCUCAUCUCAUCACGAAGCCGAGUCGGACGUCUUCAGCGAGCGCAGCAACCCCAGUGUUCGCAGCUCCCUCGGCUCAUUCGACGGGAGGACGAGCCUCAAGGAUGCCGGAGAUGACCUUCAUGAUAUUAGCACAAGGAGUGAUGCUUAUUCCAGUCAUCACCGCGACCGCCAUGACACCAUGACCCAGCGGACUAGGACUAGGUCGCCUCGAAUCUCCGACAUCUCCCAGUACGAGGACCAUGAAGAGGAGCCUUUCGUCCCCACCAUCCGCGGCCGUCCUCGCGUCCCCUUCCGCACCCCGUCCGACGUCCGUGCCAUCCAGCUGUCUUCCCCCGCCCCAUCCAUCUUCUCCGGCUCGCCUCGUUCCAACAAACGCUCCCACCUCCCCCCCGCUGGCUCCCGCCUCGGCAGCCCCUCCGCCUCGGCCCAGUACUCCCCCAAAGGCCGCACCACGCCGUCCCGUCUCAAGCCUCGCAAGGUUACACCGCCUCUCGUCCUACUCCACGCCACCCUUCUCCCCCUUCGCUGGCCCUGGGCCUCCGUUCUCGAGACCGCGCCGUCCGACGCUCUCUCCCCCGCCGCCAAGGCCCUGCGGGACAAUUGGCGUCGCCUGCAUGACCGUCUGGGCGACACCGUCUGCGAGCGCGGCAUUCUCCUGCCCCAUCCCCAAGCCGACUACGAGGUCCUGGAAGAGCGCUUGCUCGACGCCCUCGACCUGCCCUUGCGACGUCGUGCCCGCAUCCUGGAAUGCGGCCAUUACCUCGGCCCGGCCAACGAGCACAUCCUGACCGAGGACUGGGACAGCGAUGACGACGCAGAUGGGGGCGGCGACGGUCGGUCGACGCGGCAGAGCACUUCUUCCUCUUCUUUCCGACAUGGCCGCCAUUCCGGCGCUGCCCAGACCCACUGGUGCACCACCUGCCACCACGAUAUCCGCUACGAAUCCCUGGGGCCCGGCAAGCUGUUCCACGUCAAGGUCUACGCGAGCAACGGCCUCAUGCGUGCAGGCGCCUGGUCCGCCUGCUGGAAGGAGAUGGAGCGCGUCGACGUCGAGCUCGAGCCCAUCGUCGAGCCUGACCUGCUGGACGAGCUGCAACGGUUGGCCCUCGACCAGCAGCGGGAGGCCGAAGAAGGCGCCCAGGCCCUGACGAGGACCGGUUUCGACUCUGACAUGGUUGAGGCUGAUGCUGAAGGUGAACCUGCUGCUGUUGCUGCUGCUGGUGGUGCUACUGCUGCUGCUGCUGCUGUUGAGUCGACGCCUUCCAUGGAGACGACUUCACUACAGCGGACAACGCACCGCCAUCAGAGAGAGCCAUCCUAUGGCGAAUACCUUCCAGCCUCCUCUCCUCCCCUUCCGAUAGAGGAUACGUCCGUUUCCCCGCCGUAUUCCACCAUGUCGCGCCACGACCAGAUGGAAGAGCGCCGUCGCCGAGAGGAAGCCCGCCUCCGCGAAAUAUACGGCGAGAGUCCUCCCCCCACCGCAACCCGCGCCGUCACGCAAGCCGCCGCGCCUCCGCCACCCGAAUCACAUCGCAUCGAACCCGAAGCCCCGCCCCCACAAGACCUGCCCCCUUCCUCCUCGUCAUACAUGCCGUCGUCUCCAUCGGAAGAAGCCCGCGCACGCCGGGAGACCCGCCGAAGCGACGGCGUCCCUCACGCUCACGAUCACGCUCACGAUCACGCUACGUCGACCGAUUCGACGCCGCCGCCGAGACACCCACAACACGCAGCGGCUUCAUCCCAUCUGCAGUCGGCUUCGCUCCCGGAACUUCUCCUCGAAGCCGUCCGCGUCCUCCUGCAGGAUCGCAAGAACGUCGCCCUGUUGCUGAUGGGUCUUCUGGUUCUCUUCCUUGCCAUCCGUCCGCCCACGGUCGAGCCGCGGAUGAGGGAAUGGGAUGGGGUCUUUGCCGAGCCUCGCCGGGCCCCUGUUGCCGCUUUUGUAAGGGACGAAGGCGUCGAUGCAGAGAUUGAGUUUGAGAGGCGUCAUGCGCCGGUGGAAAAGUCGGUCGCGGUAUCGAUUUCCGCGUCUACUUCGGCGUCUGCAUCGACUCUGGUGGUGUCACAUGCGGAACAAGAUCCUCCCCCUCAAUCUCCUGCUUCCUCUUCGAGUACAUCCAGCGUCGCUAGCAUCUCUGCUAGCGCUGACCCUCGCGAGACGCAGGAGUCGCAUGACGAGCCUCUUGUAAAGGCCGAGGAGGAAGCGAUAAAUUCGCAGCCGGAAAAUAAGCGACAGGAGGAGCCACAGUAUGACCCGCCUCAACAGGCCGCACAAGAGUCUCAGGCCCAGCAACAGGAACAGCAACGACAAGUACAACAGCAGCAGUCAUCGUCCCAGCAAGAGCCAGACCGCCCUCCCGUCGUUCAUGAAACCAUUACGACUCGCGAGGUCGUCCGCAUAAUCGAGACGGUCACCCACACGGAAACCGUCAAGGCUUUCGUCACCGAGUCGGCUGAGAAGCAGGUUGUUGAUAUCCCAACUGCCCCUUCCGACUCUUCUUCUGCGUCGUCCUCGUCGUCGUCCUCCCCCGUCUCGUCCGAGUCAGAUCCCAUUCGGUCCCCGCCUUGCGAAGACGUGCCCUCCUCGCCCGAACCAGAAUCUCAGUCGGGUUCAAUCCCUCUCUCUGAAGAGAUCUCCGAAGUCGAGGUCGAGGUCGAGGUCGAUGAAGAAGCCCCGGCCAAGGAGCCUCGUAUGGUCCCGGAGGCCGAUCCUAUUCUGGAUGAAUCUUCCUUGGAUGGGGAGGAGAAGCAGCAGGAGCAAGUUGUGGAAGAACAGACUGAUAUUGAGCGGGAGCUAUGAUUUUUUAUUUUUUUAUUUCUUUUGUUCUUUUUGUCCCUUGAUCUUCAUCUCACUCCUCUGCUGAAGUAUCACCAACUAUGAAGAUGAAUACACGAUUUGGAUAGGGAUAUGAUCUAUGAUUGACAGGCUCAAUUACCAUCAUGUCUAGCAACAAAACUCCAUUGUUACCCAGGGCCUUUAGCGAAGGAGAUGAUGUAGGAAGGACUCGGACACUCUUGUCACCCUGGCACUGGCCUGGAUGGCCAAGGAUGCAAAUGGAUAUAUAACACAUACAACACAGGAUUUGGUAGAUAGAUUGUCCAUUGCCUUAGGUAGUUAUUAAUGACCAAACGGAUAUGAU